AUGUCUCUCAAGCUCCUGCAACUGAUUGCAGCAUUGGCUGCUUCUGCCCAUGGCCUUGCUGUGCCUGAUAGCCAGGGCGCGGCUUUCAGCCUCGAUGCUUUGCCGUCAACGGCAGAGGAAUUUGAUCCCAUGGCUGAGCGCCAGAGGCUUGAGGCCAAGUUCCCUACGGCGCAUGGCAGCAACAUCAAAGCGCGCACCACGAAGCAGUCGGGCUCCGUGAAAGUGAAGCCUAUCGCUGGGGGCCAGUCAUUCUUCACCCCUACUGUCAUUGGAAACCAGACGUUCAAGAUGCUUUACGACACUGGUUCCGCUGAUUUAUGGGUGUAUUCCAACGAUUCUUCCCCCUUCCAGCGUGAGGAUCACCCAGGCUAUGUCCCAACUUCAUCUGCAACCCUUCUCAAGGGCUACAACUUCACCCUCAAGUACGCUUUUGGCGAUACAAUCAGCGGCGAAGUCUUCACCGACACCGUCAAGGCGGGACCCGUCGUAGCCAAAAAGCAGGCCGUCGAAGCCGCCCUCAUCAUCCAGCCCGAAGUCGCCUACGACGGCAUCAUGGGUCUCGCAUUCAGCACCAUCAACCAGGUCACGCCCAAGAAGCAAAAGACCUUUUUCGAAACUCUCCUCCCUACUCUGAAGAAGAAGGUCUUUGCUGCGAAUCUCAGGGUUGAUGGUAAGCCUGCAACAUGGGACUUUGGAUACAUCGAUAGCACCAAGUUCAAGGGCAAGGUCUCCUAUACCCCCGUUGUCAGCACGAAGUACUGGUCCAUGAACGUAAGCUCCUAUGCUGUAGGCAAGAGUUCAUUCAACAGCAAGAAGAAGGUUGGCGAGGUCAUCGUCGACUCGGGCACGUACCUAAUCUACUUGCCGGAAGCUGUGGUGAACGACUACUACAGCCAUAUCAAGGGGUACAAGCUCACAGAGGGAGGCUCUCGCACGUACCCGUGCAAUGCCACUGUUCCCGACUUCCAUCUCAAGAUCGACAGCACAACGCUCACUAUCCCGGGACGAGAUGUCAACUAUACUGUAUAUGAUCCCACUACGCGUCUCUGCACCGGAGCCAUCACGACUCAGCUCAACAAUAAAUACUCCGUGUUGGGAAAUUUGUUCAUGAAGAACUACUAUGUAAUUCAUAGCCAGGAGGAUGCUACCCCCAAACUUGGAUUUGCGUCGCUUUGA
Molecule: messenger RNA, 1176 nt
Organism: Fusarium musae
Lineage: Eukaryota; Fungi; Ascomycota; Sordariomycetes; Hypocreales; Nectriaceae
Exons: 2
Coding region: 1-1176 (391 amino acids)
Biological process (GO): proteolysis
Molecular function (GO): aspartic-type endopeptidase activity
Source: RefSeq, a predicted model, not a curated record